CAGCGCUGGCGGCAGAGCUCUCCACCAUGAAUCCAGAAGAACAGAUUGUAACAUGGCUUAUUUCACUAGGAGUCUUAAAUUCCCCUAAGAAAAUAGUGGAUGAUCCGGAGGGGUUCCUGAAAACUUCUCUGAAAGAUGGAACUGUGCUUUGUAAACUCAUUAAUCGGCUUCUUCCGGGAUCUGCAGAAAAGUAUUGCCUGGAGCCUAAAAAUGAAGCUGAUUGCAUCAGUAAUAUUCAAGAGUUCUUGAAAGGCUGCGCACUUCUGAAAGUGGAGGUGUUUGAUCCACAUGAUUUGUACACUGGAGAUCAGUUCUCCAAGGUCCUGAGCACAUUAACAGCUGUAAAUAAGGCUACUGAAGAUCAGCUGUCAAAAGGGCCAUGUUCACAUCUGUCGUCUCUUAACUCCACGGCUGGAGACUCCCAGAGUGACUCCAACGGCACAACUUCCCAGUCAGCAAGAGUGUUACGGAGGCAGUCCAAGCCUGUGGAGAUGACUGAGAAUGGCAAUCACCAGCUGGUGGUAAAGGCCAGGUUCAAUUUUAAGCAGACCAAUGAGGAUGAGCUCUCUGUUAACAAAGGAGACAUUAUUUAUGUCACUCGAGUUGAAGAAGGGGGCUGGUGGGAAGGCACCUUGAAUGGAAAAACAGGCUGGUUCCCAAGCAACUACGUCAGAGAAAUCAAAUCUACUGAUAAACCACUCUCUCCCAAAGCAUUAAAAGGGCUAGAAAACACUCAGAUGACAAAGAAUUAUUACCCUGUGGUGUUGCAAAAUAUUCUGGAAACAGAACGAGAUUAUGCGAAGGAACUACAGUCACUUCUGGGAACUUACUUAAGACCCCUCCAGUCUUAUGAUAAGCUCAGCACAGGGGACAUCGCGGCGUUGCUGGGAAACAUGGAAGAAAUCUCUGCUUUUCAGCAAACACUGAAUCAAGCCUUGGAAGAAGUUGCAAAGCUCCCUGAGAACCAGCAGCGUGUGGGAGGCUGUUUCAUGAACCUGAUGCCCCAGUUCCGCUCCCUGUACCUGACGUACUGUGCUAACCACCCUUCAGCAGUGAAUGUCCUCACACAGCACAGUGAUGAGCUGGAGAAGUUCAUGGAGAGCCAAGGUGCGGCCAGCCCAGGCAUUCUCAUCCUGACCACAAGCCUCAGCAAACCCUUCCUGAGGCUGGAUAAAUAUGUGACACUGCUGCAGGAGCUGGAGCGGCACAUGGAGGAGGCGCAUGCAGAUCAUGAAGAUGUUUUGAAAGCCGUCACAUCCUUCAAGUCCCUUGUGUCGCAAUGCCAGGAGCUGAGGAAGAGGAAACAACUGGAGCUGCAAAUCCUUUCUGAAUCCAUCCAGCGCUGGGAAGGAGAGGACAUAAAAAUGAUGGGAAACGUCAUCUACAUGUCCCAGGUUAUGGUGCAGUCUGGGGGAAGCGAGGAGAAAGAGGAGCGGUAUUUCUUGUUAUUUUCCAAUGUUUUGCUGAUGCUGUCUGCAAGCCCACGGAUGAGUGGGUUCAUCUAUCAGGGAAAGCUGCCUUUGACAGGAAUGAUGCUGACAAAGCUGGAAGAUGCCGAAGGGAAUGAGCACAUGUUUGAAAUCACAGGGAACAUGAUGGAGCGGAUCACUGUGUCCUGCAGCACCAGCCAGGACUUGCACGAAUGGCUUGACCACUUGCAAAGGCUGACCAAAGGGACAUGCAGCACCGUCUCCAAAACACAGUCCUGGAGCCCACAUUCGACAUUUAGUUCAGCUGGGCAGAUCCGUGGGCCUCUGGAACCCCCCAAAAUCCUCAAGCCCUGGAGCUUGAGCUGCCUCCGUCCUGCUCCUCCACUCAGACCUUCAGCAGCACUGAGUUACAAAGAGAGGAUGUCUUAUAUCUUAAAGGAUUCUAGCAAAAGUCCAAAAACAAUGAAGAAGUUUCUUCCAAAAAGGAAAACUGAGAGAAAACCAUCCGAUGAAGAGUUUGUUAUUCGGAAAAGUACUGCUGCGCUGGAGGAGGAUGCUCAGAUCCUGAAGGUGAUUGAGGCAUACUGUACUGGGGCAGGCUUCCAGCAAGCUCUCAGCUCAGGCUCCCGUAAAGACUCCAUCCCCCAAGUCCUUCUUCCUGAGGAAGAAAAAAUCAUCAUAGAGGAAACACGAAGCAAUGGCCAGACGGUCACAGAGGAAAAAAGCCUUGUUGACACAGUUUAUGCACUGAAAGAUGAAGUCAAAGAGCUGAAGCAGGAAAACAAAAGGAUGAAACAGUGUUUGGAAGAAGAGCUUAAAUCCAGGAAGGACUUGGAGAAGCUGGUGAGAAGGCUGCUGAAACAAACAGAUGAGUGUGGCAGGGAGGACACCGGGCGCAAGUCAUCCCUGAUCGCUUGAAUUCAUGGAGAAGCUGCUGGCAGUGGUGUGUGACCUCAUGUGUAUUUUUGGGAAGUGGAACUGGAUCCUUUGCCUCUUCUUGCUCCUUAUUUUGUGGUUUGGGGUAUUUUGUUACCAAAAAAAAAAAAAAACCAACGACAAAAAAAUCAUAGAGAAAAAAAUAGCUUUUCUUC
Passer domesticus (house sparrow) is the source of this 2521-nucleotide messenger RNA. RefSeq names its product Rac/Cdc42 guanine nucleotide exchange factor 6 (gene ARHGEF6). The coding region runs from base 27 to 2348 and encodes 773 amino acids. NCBI's taxonomy places the organism in Eukaryota, Metazoa, Chordata, Aves, Passeriformes, Passeridae. The transcript has 22 exons. The record is from RefSeq and is a predicted model, not a curated record. Gene Ontology annotation, biological process: intracellular signal transduction; lamellipodium assembly. Gene Ontology annotation, molecular function: guanyl-nucleotide exchange factor activity; protein binding. Gene Ontology annotation, cellular component: lamellipodium; cytoplasm.